Phlebotomus argentipes is the source of this 681-nucleotide messenger RNA. RefSeq lists its product as uncharacterized. Lineage: Eukaryota; Metazoa; Arthropoda; Insecta; Diptera; Psychodidae. The transcript is spliced from 3 exons. The record is from RefSeq and is a predicted model, not a curated record. Bases 1 to 663 code for a protein of 220 amino acids.
AUGCAAAAGUUUGUGAUUCUGUGUCUUGUGGCCACCUUUGUGGGCGGCACUGUGGCCCAGUUUAAGAACGGACGCAUCCUGGAGCCGCCAGUGCCCGACCGAUGCGCCCAGAGGAUAAUCCACGAGAGAGCUCCCGACGGCAAAGGGUACUACUUCUCCUGGAAGGACCCCAACUUCCAAGGCAAGGAGAAGGACUGGCUCGCCGUGAGGAACUUCUGUCGCCAAAUGUGCAUGGACUCCGUGUCUCUGGAAACCAGUCCCGAGAACGAGUGGGUUAAGCAGAAGAUCGUGGAGGCAAAGAUCAAAUACAUCUGGACCAGUGGACGCAUCUGCGACUUCCCCGGCUGCGAGAGGCCUGAUCUGCAGCCCACAUCCGUCAACGGAUGGUUCUGGACAUCUGAACUGCAGAAGCUCGCACCCACGAACGAUCGUCAGCAGAACGACUGGUCCGAGGGCGGCGGCAUCGGCCUCCCCCAGCCCGACAACCGCGAACUGCAGCAAGGAGGCGCCCGCGAGAACUGCCUGGCUGUGCUCAACAACUUCUACAAUGACGGCGUUCACUGGCACGAUGUGGCCUGCCACCACGUGAAGCCAUGGGUGUGCGAGGAGAACGACGCUCUCCUCAAGUACGUGCGCUACACGAAUCCCAACCUGAGAAUCUAGAACUCUCCCCUCCACACU